AUGAUGGAAAUGUUUAUGAGCUAAUUAAAUAAAAGUACACACUUACGUAGGAGAUAAAAACUAAGAUUACUUUGUGGAAGUAAUUGUUCAUGUGACCACUGGUAUAGUUUUUGCAGUCGUUGCUAAAGUGGUCCUUAUUAUUAAUCGGGAAAUAAUUGCUAUAGAUGCUAUACAACAUGUGCUUCUUGCUAAAAGGGAGGUUAAUAUGAUUGUUAAAGUUGUAAUAAUGGAUAUUAUUUAUUUACUGAUUCCUCAUGUGGUGUAUGUAAUACAAAUAAUGGGUAUUAUAUAAGUGGUUCUUACUGCUAUCCUUGUCAUUCUUCAUGUGCUACGUGUUAGGCAGGGGGAAACUAAAAUUGUUUAACAUGCCCAAGCGGAAACUACUUGUAUUAUAAUAACACUUGUAGUACUUGUGUUAGUGGUUAUUUUACAUAAGGAAUUUAUUGUAUUCAGUGCAAUUCUUCGUGUUCUACUUGCAAUGGCCCAAAUAAUAAUAACUGUAUUACAUGCCCUGCAAGUAAAUAUUUAUUUUAAGAUAGGACUUGCAAUAAUUGUAAUAUAAAUAGCGGUUAUUACAUUAAUGGAAAUAAUUGUUUACCUUGCCAUACAUCAUGUGCAACUUGUAGUGGGCCAUAUAAUAAUAAUUGUUAAAGUUGUCCUUCUGGUAAAUAUUUAUAUUAAAAUGGCAUAUGUGAUGUUUGUAAUACCAAUAGUGGUUACUAUAUAAAUGGCAUAUAUUGCUCACCCUGCAAUCAAUCUUGUAUGACUUGUAAUGGACCAAACAAUAAUAAUUGCUUAAGUUGUCCAUCAGGAAAAUAUUUAUUUUUGAAUGGUAUGUGCAAUACUUGUAAUACCAAUAGUGGCUACUACAUAAAUGGAGGUAAUUGCUCAUCAUGCGAUUCAUCAUGCACUACUUGUAAUGGAAAAAAUAGCACUAAUUGUUUAACUUGUCCUACAGGAAAAUACUUAUUUGCUAAUAACAGUUGUAAUGAUUGUAUUACCAGUAACGGAUAUUUCAUAAAUGGCAAUUCAUGUACUGCUUGUGAUUAAUCUUGUGCAACUUGUAAUGGAUCUUAAAAUACUAAUUGUUUAACUUGUCCAACAGGAAAAUACUUGUUUUUGAAUGGUACUUGUAACAUUUGCAAUACUAAUAAUGGAUACUAUAUAAAUAGUAAUAAAUGUUUUCCUUGUGACUCAUCUUGUGCCACUUGUAAUGGGCCAAAUAACUAAAAUUGUUAAAGCUGUCCUUCAGGAAGAUAUUUAUUUUCUAAUGGUGUAUGUGAUAUUUGUAAUAUUAGUAGUGGUUAUUACAUAAAUGGUGGAAGUUGCUCACCUUGUGAUUCAUCAUGCUCUACUUGUAAUGGAAAAAAUAGCACUAAUUGUUUAACUUGUCCUACAGGAAAAUACUUAUUUGCUAAUAACAGUUGUAAUGAUUGUAUUACCAGUAACGGAUAUUUCAUAAAUGGCAAUUCAUGUACUGCUUGUGAUUAAUCUUGUGCAACUUGUAAUGGAUCUUAAAAUACUAAUUGUUUAACUUGUCCAACAGGAAAAUACUUGUUUUUGGAUGGUACUUGUAACAUUUGCAAUACUAAUAAUGGAUACUAUAUAAAUAGUAAUAAAUGUUUUCCUUGUGACUCAUCUUGUGCCACUUGUAAUGGGCCAAAUAACUAAAAUUGUUAAAGCUGUCCUUCAGGAAGAUAUUUAUUUUCUAAUGGUGUAUGUGAUAUUUGUAAUAUUAGUAGUGGUUAUUACAUAAAUGGUGGAAGUUGCUCACCUUGUGAUUCAUCAUGCUCUACUUGUGAUGGAUCAAAUAAUACUAAUUGCUUAACAUGCCCCUUAGGAAAAUAUUUAUUUGCAAAUAAAAGCUGUAAUAAUUGUAUUACAAGUAAUGGAUAUUUCAUAAAUGGUAAUUCUUGUGUUGCUUGUGAUCAAUCUUGUGCAACAUGUAAUGGGUCUUUAGCUAAUAACUGUUUAACCUGUUCUUCAGGGAAAUAUUUAUUUUCUAAUAGCACAUGUAAUAUUUGUAAUACUAAUAGUGGUUAUUAUAUUAAUGGUGGUAGUUGCUUUUCUUGUGACAUUUCUUGUGCUACUUGCAGUGGAAAUUAAAAUACAGAUUGCUUAAGUUGUCCUUCUGGUAAAUAUUUAUUUUUAAAUGGAAUUUGUGAUAAUUGUAAUAUAAAUAAUGGUUAUUAUGUAAAUGGGAUUAAUUGUUCAUCUUGUGAUUCAUCUUGCAUGACUUGUAGUGGACCAAAUAGUAAUAAUUGCUUAAGUUGUCCUUCAGGAAAAUAUUUAUUUUAGAAUGGAACUUGUAAUAUUUGUAACACAAAUAAUGGCUUCUUCAUAAAUGGUGGUUAUUGUACUCUUUGUAAUUAAUCAUGCUCUACUUGCAGUGGACCAAGUAGUAAUAAUUGCUUAACUUGUCCUUCAGGAAAAUAUUUAUUUGCUAAUAAUAGUUGUAAUAACUGUAUAGCAAGUGAUGGAUAUUUUAUUGAUGGUAAUGCUUGUACUGCUUGCGAUCAAUCUUGUUUAACUUGUAGUGGUUAAUCCUCUAACAGCUGCUUAAGUUGUCCAAAUGGAAAAUAUUUAUUUAAUAAUUUUAGUUGCAAUAUUUGUGAUGUCAGUAAUGGUUUCUAUAUAAAUGGAAUUAAUUGUUAUCCAUGCGAUUCUUCUUGUUUGACAUGCAAUGGCCCUUCCUCUAAUAACUGUUUGAGUUGUCAUUCAGGAUAAUAUUUAUUUGCAGAUUAAUCAUGCAGAGCUUGUGAUACCUCCAAUAAAUUCUAUAUAAGUGGAAUAAAUUGUGUUUCAUGUAACUCUUCUUGUUAAACUUGUAAUGGGUAAUCUCCUAAUAAUUGCUUGUCUUGCCCUCAAGGAAAUUAUUUAUAUGCAGAUAACUCAUGUAGUAGUGUAUGUGAUAUAAAUAAUCAGUAUUUUAUUGAUAAUUCUAAGUGUAUUGCUUGUCACUCUUCUUGCUUAACUUGCAAUGGACCUACUCUUAAUAAUUGUUUAACUUGCUCGGAAGGAAAAUACUUAUUUUAAAAUAAUUCUUGUGAUUCUUGUGAUAUAAGUAAUGGCUACUAUGUUAAUAAUACUAAAUGCUUAGCCUGUGAUUCUUCAUGCGUGACAUGUAGCGGUUCAACCAAAAAUCAGUGUCUCACAUGUCAAAAUGGUAAAUACCUAUUCACAGAUAAUUCUUGUAAUGUUUGCAAUACAAGUAAUGGAUAUUUUAUUAAUGGUGUUAAUUGCUUAAAGUGUGAUCCUUCAUGUGCGACUUGUAAUGGAUCACUUUUAACAAAUUGUAUUUCAUGUCCUCCUUCAACCUACCUAUUCAUUGAUAACUCUUGUAAUUAAUGUAAUACAGCUAAUGGUUAUUAUGUAAAUGGGAAUAAUUGUCUUGCUUGUGAUUAAUCUUGUGCAACUUGUAAUGGUUCAACUCCAAAUAAUUGUCUAACUUGUACUUCUGGAUAAUACUUGUAUCAAGAUAAUUCUUGCAAUAUUUGCAAAAUAAAUAAUGGUUAUUUUAUUAGUGGUAAUAAUUGCUUAAAAUGUGAUCUUUCUUGUUAAACUUGUAGUGGAUCUAAUAAAAAUAAUUGCUUAACUUGUCCUCUAGGUAAUUAUUUGUAUUCUGACAAUUCAUGCUAGAAUUGUGAUACAAGCGCAGGUUUUUAUGUUUAAGGUAUAAAGUGUUUGGUUUGUGAUUUAACUUGUAAAACAUGCAGUGGAGGACUAUCUACAAACUGUCUGACCUGCCCAGAUUAAAAAUAUUUAUUCCUGAAUAAUACUUGUGGUGCUUGCAACACUUCUAAUGGGUAUUAUAUUAAUGGAAUUUAAUGUCUAACUUGUGAUCCAAAUUGUUUGAAUUGUAAUGGUCCAUCAGCCACUAAUUGCUUAACAUGCCCUUCAGGAAAGUAUUUAUUCUAAGAUAAUACAUGUAAUAAUUGCAUAACUGAUAAUGGAUAUUUUAUAAAUGGGUAAAAUUGUGUACCAUGUAAUAAAUCAUGUAAAACAUGCAAUGGGCCUUUAGAAUCUAAUUGUUUAACAUGCCCUUCAGGUCAAUAUCUAUUUAUUGAUAAAACUUGCAACAUUUGUAACACAAAUAAUAGUUAUUAUAUUGAUGGUAUUAAUUGCUUUGAGUGCAAUUAAUCUUGCUUAACUUGCAAUGGCCCUUCAUAAAAUAAUUGUUUGUCAUGCCCAUAACAAAAAUACUUACACUCUGACAAUACUUGCAAUACCUGUGAUAUUUAAAAUAAUUUUUUUAUUAGUGGAAAUAAUUGUAUUUCCUGUGAUUCUAGUUGUGCAACCUGUAAUGGGUCAACUUCAAAAAAUUGCUUGACUUGUCCUUAGCAAAAAUAUUUGUUUGCUGACAAUAGCUGUAACUUAUGUAAUACAGCAAAUGGUUUUUUUAUUUCUGGUGUUAGUUGCUUGUCAUGUGAUUCUACAUGUGCAACUUGUAACGGCUUACAAACAACAAAUUGUUUAUCGUGUCCUAAUGGUAAUUAUCUUUAUUCUGAUAAUUCUUGCAAAAAAUGUGAUAUUAAUAAUGGAUAUUACAUUAAUGGAAUAAACUGUCUUAAAUGUGAUUCUGCAUGCUCAAAUUGUUAAGGACCUACUUCUAAUGAUUGCUUAAGCUGUCCUCCUUAAAAAUAUUUAUUUUUGAACAAAAAAUGUGAUAGUUGCAAUGUGAAUAAUGGCUUUUAUAUAAGUGGCAUUAGCUGUUUGCCAUGUGACUCAACAUGCUUAACUUGCUAAGGAUCUUCCUCAAACAACUGUCUAUCUUGCUAGGUUGGAAGCUACUUACAUCCUGAUAACUCAUGUAAUAGUUGUGAUAUAUCUAAUGGUUAUUAUAUCAAUGGAACUAAUUGCUUAAAAUGUGACUUGUCUUGUAAAACUUGUAAUGAUGGAUCUCAAAAUAGCUGUUUGUCAUGUAAUAGUGGAAAUUACUUGUAUUCUGAUAAUUCUUGUAGCAUUUGUGAUACAACUAAGCAAUAUUAUAUUGAAGGAAAUAAAUGUUUAGUAUGUGAUAAUUCUUGUUUAAGUUGUAAUGGCCCUUCAUCAACUAACUGCUUAUCUUGCAAAGAUGGAAACUAUCUAUUUUCUAAUAACUCUUGUAAUACAUGUGACACAGUUAAUGGGUUUUAUAUCAGUGGAAAAAAAUGUCUUAUUUGCGAUUAAAGUUGUUAGUAAUGCAACGGUCCUUUUUUUAACAACUGUACAUAAUGUCCUCCCUCAAGAUAUUUGCAUUCUGAUAAUACAUGUAAUUUAUGUGAUUUAAAUAAUGGUUAUUUCAUUAGCGGUAUUUAAUGCUUAGCUUGUCAUAAUACUUGCUAAACAUGCUUUGGUUUGCUGUCAAAUAAUUGCUAAACUUGCCCUAUUGGAAGCUAUAUGUUUUAAGAUAAAUCAUGUGGGAGCUGUAAUACUAAUAAUGGAUAUUAUAUAAGUGGUAAUAAUUGUGUUCAAUGUGACUCAUCAUGCAAAACAUGCUUUGGAAUAUAAAAAACUAGUUGUUUAACCUGCCCAUCAGGAAAAUAUUUGUUUGCUGAUAAAUCUUGUGGAUUAUGUGAAGUAAGUAAUAAAUUUUAUAUUGACCAAAAUAAUUGCUCACCGUGUGGUUCUAACUGUUAAACUUGCAAUGGUCCAGCAUCUAAUAACUGUUUAACAUGCACAGCAGGUUUAUAUUUAUUUUAGGAUGGAACUUGUAGUUAGUGCUAAGUUAAUAAAGGAUAUUAUAUAAGUGGAAAUAAAUGCCUUCCUUGUGAUCAAAGCUGUUAAACAUGUAGCGGUCCUUCAUCUACGAGUUGCUUAACCUGUCCUUCUUAAAAAACACUAUACCCAAACAUGUCUUGUCAAUUUUGCGAUAUAAAUAAUUAACAAUUUAUUGAUUAAUAAAGUGGAUUCUGCUAUCAAUGUGAUUCAUCAUGCCAAACUUGUAAUGGAAAAACAAAUAAAAAUUGCACUUAAUGUAAACUUGGGCUCUAUUUCUUACCUGAUGGGUCUUGUGAUUCUUGUCCUGGAUAGGGCUUUUACAUAGAUGGAAAUUAUUGUAAGAAAUGUGAUUCAACUUGCUUAACAUGUAAUGGGCCUUCUAAGUCAGACUGCAUUACUUGUUUAUAUGCUUAUUCAUAUUUUGAUUAAAGUCAUUAUUGCUAAAAAUGCCAUUUAGAUUGUUAAACUUGUUCAGGAAGCUAGUAAAACUAAUGCUUGAAAUGCUUAAAUCCAAAUUUAUUUAUAACUAUAUAAAGUGGAAUUUGCGGUUUAUGUUAAUCUACAGAAUUUAAUGAUAAAACGAAGUGCAUAAAAUGCUAAAACAAUUGUCUAAGUUGUACUUCUCUUAAUACUUGUUCUUAAUGUGAAAAAGGAUAUUAUUACAAGAAUAAUAUGUGUAAUAAAUGUGAUGAUAAUUGUUUAUCUUGCAGUGAUUAAUAUCAAUGUAAUACUUGUGCUUCUAACUAUACUUUGUAUGAUGGGUUGUGCUUUAGCUGUAAAGAAGGAACUUAUUUAGAUUAGGCUAAAAAAAGUUGUUAAAGUUGUCAUUCUAAAUGCAAAAGCUGUUUUGGGCCAUCAGAAACCCAAUGUAUAUAAUGUGCUAAUCUUAAUUAGUUUUUCGAUUAGAAUAAUUAUUGUGUUGAUAAAUGUUUAGAUGGUUAUAUUAAAAAUCCUUAAACAAACAAAUGCUAAAAGUGUUUUUAUCUUUAGAUAAGUAAAACAGCAUCAACUUGUUUGCUCUAGUGUCCUGAAUCAUAUUAUUCUGAUUCAAAUAAUAUCUGUUAGAAAUGCGGUAUAAACUGUAUACAUUGCGAAAAUUCUUAAAUUUGUAUACUUUGUCAACCUAAAUUUAGUUUUUAAAGUGAAUCAUAAAGAGUUUGUACAACAUGUCAAUCAUUUGAAUAUGUAGAUAGCAAAAAUACCUGCUAAAAAUGCACAAUUACAAACUGCUUAGAAUGUGAAAGUAAAGAUAAAUGUACAACUUGUUUGAAAGAAUAUAAUAACAAAAUAUCAUAUUGCGAAUAUGAUACAAGGUAUGAAAACUAUUCAUGCUUGUAUAAUACUUAAAAGGAAUGUCUAUAAGAAUUAAAUAUCAUAACAAAAGCUGAUACAACCAUGCAGUCUGUUCAAGUUGCUUCAGUAACUUUUUAAGCUACAGCAACUUUUAUUCUUUCUUCUUCAGGGAAUUUAUUUUCAUACUCACUUUAAGUUUAGUAAUUGAUAGGAAACAUGAAAUUUUCUGGAUAAUUGAAAACUUUAAGCAUAGGUUCUACCUUCCUUGAUUAAGGAUAUUAAAUGAAUAUUCUAAGUCUAAUACCUUCUCCAAUAUUUUAGGGAAGUUAAAGCAAUAAUAAUUCAGACAACAAUAAAAAAUAUACUGACAAAAGAAUUUUAGAUUAAACAAAUGCUUCUUCUAGUGACUUUAGGAGAUUGAAUUCAAUUAAAUUAAGUCAAUUAUUUUUGAGUGACUUUAUAAAAUUUUUAGCAAUUGCAGCAAGUCUAAUAAUCUUUUUAGCGAUUGCUAAGUCUUUGAAGAAUAGGUUUGAAUUCUGCAGUGAAGUCAACGAAAAAAAUGUUUCAUAUUUAAUUAAACUUUAACUUCUUUUCUCAAAUUACAUUUUGAUUUCAAUUUUUAAUUCGUUCAAAUACUUAGAAUUUUAAAAUGUUAUUUAGAUUGUAAGUUUUUCUCUAUAAAUAACAUAUUUAAUAUGCUAUGGCUUGUUUUUAGUUUUCUUUUAUUUGAAGAUUAAGAAUUUCAAUAAAAAUACAGAUAUUUAAUAAAUCACAAAAUACUAUAGUUUAAUAGAUGGUCUUUAAAUAGAAAUUCCAUAUGCAAAAUACUUUUGGUUACUUUUUGAAAUAAAGAAAAUAUUGAAUUCUUGUUUUAUCUUUUUAAUCCCAAACUAAAUAGUCUCUUUAUGCCUAAUGUUAUCUCUAAACUUUGUUUUUUUUGUUUACAUUCUACACUACAAACCAAUUCUAGCUUAAUAAGAAUAAAGAUACUACUUAGCUCUUGAAUUUAUGCAGCUGCUAAUAUGCAUAAAUAUGAUUUUAGUUUCUUACUAUAACAGUAUUUACAUAGCAUGGUCUACAGUAAUUUGUUUAGGUCUUUUAUAUCUGAUAAUUUUGGUAUAUUCAGCUUUUGUAGUAAUACAAAUUUUGCAAAUCAAAUUUUGCAAAAAAAGAUUUAUUGUUUCUAAAAAAACAUAUUUUGAAGAAGAUAUCACAAAUAGGCAAAUAAAUUAAAUUAUGUAGUAAAAUUUACUAAGAGUAUAGAUAAGAUAAGGGAUUUCAUUUUCAAUAAAAGAUAAUUCACAAAACUAUACUUCAAAUUCAAUUGAGAGCUCAAGAAUAGAAUAUCUAGAUAACAUACAUUAGCUAUCUAUUAAAUGGAAUAAAAAUCCAAUUUAUACUAAAAAAGUAGCUUUAAAUCCAUUUAAAACAUCUUAAAAUUAUAUAUGA
This is a messenger RNA of Tetrahymena thermophila SB210, 8442 nucleotides long. RefSeq names its product zinc finger lsd1 subclass family protein. The transcript has 5 exons. The record is from RefSeq and is a predicted model, not a curated record. Gene Ontology annotation, molecular function: protein binding. Lineage: Eukaryota; Ciliophora; Oligohymenophorea; Hymenostomatida; Tetrahymenidae.